ACAGGUAGUGUAUGAAGAACUAGAAGGCAUUCUGUAUACGGCCAUGCUAGCUUGCAGUGCGUAAUGAAGGCGAUCUGGUGAUCAUGGGUUCUUCUCCUCAGAGGUAAAUACCUGAAAAAAAUUUAAACUUGAUACCUGCUGUCUGGUAUCCUGUCACACCUCUAUGUCACCAUGACGACCCAACUGUGUUUCAACCAGUCAGAAGCUAUUGAGCUGCAUGGUCCACAUGGCCUCUACCUCAAGCCCAUCGCCAAGCUCAACAUCUCUGUCACCCUACCUCAGAUGAAGAUGGAAGGCAAAUCCAUCAGCAACUGGGAGGUGAUGGAAAAGCUCAAGCGUAUGGCCAAGCCCGACUCCUUCCUGGUCCUGCGGGUCAGCAAGAGCUCGCUGGAGUUCCUGCGCUUUGAGGCCGAGGUGGAAGCCAAGAGCCUCAUCAAGGUCCUCAUCCUGAGGCUGGAUGGCAAAGUAAUCAAGCUCAGUGGGUUCCCUGAGCCGCUCAAAGUCAGGGCGGCUGAGGCCAAGAUCAGCUUCCCCAACCGGCAUGACUGGGACUCGUUCUUCCGCGACGCCAAAAACAUGAAUGAGAACAACCCUGGGGAGCGGCCAGAUACCAUCAAGAUCGAGAGCCUGCCAUGCAAGUGGUUCUCCUCAACGGCCGAGCCGGACAAGCCCAGUGAACUCAUUAUCAAGAAGAUCUUUGAGCUGUUUGGCGAGAUCCGGAACGUGGACAUUCCAAUGCUGGACCCCUACCGGCACGAGUCACAGGUCAUCGGUGGAAACUUCCGGACGUUUUCCUCUUUCAACACGUUGACAUUUGAAGCCUUCAUUCAGUACACAGAGUACAUCGGGUUUGUGAAAGCAAUGGACGCUCUAAAGGGAAUGAAACUUAUGAAGAAAGAGACAAUUACGGAUGAAAAUGAGAAAGAAGGCAAAGCUUAUACAGCUGACAUCAAGGUUGACUUUGACAAGACGCGUCACCUGUGCGCCAAAAGCAUCCAGAAACGGGAGAAGGAACGACAGAGGCUGAUCCAACUGGAGAAGCAGCGCGAAGAGCAGAAACGACUGGAACGGGAAGAAGAGGAGAGAAAACAGGAGGAGGAAAGGCGGAGAAAGGAGCAAGAGGAGCUGUACAGGAUACAGCGGAAGCAGGCCAAGCUGACGCGCAAGGAGGAGAGACGGCAGCAGAGGGAAGAGAAACGACGGCAGCUGCGGGAGGAGAAGAAGAGGCAGCGACAGGAGCAGGAGCUGCAGCGGCGGAUAGCGCUGGAGGAGCGCAAGCUACUCAUCGCGCUAAGACAGCUGGAAUCUAUCCGACUGCUGACGGAGCUCUUCGAACGGGUUAAGGUCAUAAAGCAACACGAAGAGGUGCAGCGACGACUGGAGGAACUGGAGCAGGAGCGACUGCGGCAGCUGGAGGAGGAACGGCUCAAGAAGGAGCAGGAGGAGCGCGCCCAGGAGAAGGCAGCAGCCCGCCAACAGCGCGAGCUGCGGCGGCGCGAGCUGCGCCUCAAGCGCAAGCUGACAAAGAACCUGAGGAACCGGACGGAGCAGGAGGAGGAGAAACGGCGGGAGCGCCUGCGGCAGAGGCUGAGCGGCAGGGCCAGGCUAAAGUCGGCUGUGGUACCCGGCCUGUAUCCCCGGCCCCACAUCGACGAGGACCGCCACCAGUACGGGGAGAGAGUCGAUGGGGAGAGGAGCACCAAGAGACCCAAGCUGAAGUCAGCCAUGGCGCACAAGCACAGGUAGCCAAGGGUCGGAUGGUCUGUGAAGGUCAUGCAGUAGACUCGUACGCUAACAGACUGUUCAACAAGGGAGAAUGCUGUGCACUGGAACUUUGCAUGUCUCUCUUUGGAGUCAACUAUGCCAAUUGAAAGUUUUCUGCUUCAGAAACCAAAAACCGAGUUCAUGGCUGUAUUCUUGUCAGGAUGCUUCACAGAAGCCGAUAGAGGGAUCCUUGUUAUUCUGUAAUGGCACAAAGUGGUUUUUAACUUACCGGUUGUGUUACCAGUAAGACCUUUUUACAAAGUGGUUUCAUUCAAAUGGGCCUACAAAUACCCUGGGGCCUACAAAAGUGUAGUUGCUUUCCCAAGCCAACAUGUUCUUUCAAAGCCGACUUUUAUACGUUGCUUAAAGAGUUACAUACCAGAGCUAAUCAAUCGAAAGUGACUCUAAUUAAUUGCAUGCUGAAACUCAAUCCAUGAUUUUACGUUUGAUCAGUACUAAAGUCAGCAGGGUCCUGUGUUUGGUCAUCCAAAAUUGAUUCCACAGAAAAUGUGAAAUAAAACAGGUGUUCUCGUUCACGACUCUGA
Molecule: messenger RNA, 2309 nt
Organism: Acanthaster planci (crown-of-thorns starfish)
Lineage: Eukaryota; Metazoa; Echinodermata; Asteroidea; Valvatida; Acanthasteridae
Product: A-kinase anchor protein 17A-like
Source: RefSeq, a predicted model, not a curated record